Molecule: messenger RNA, 1100 nt
Organism: Acyrthosiphon pisum (pea aphid)
Lineage: Eukaryota; Metazoa; Arthropoda; Insecta; Hemiptera; Aphididae
Gene: MED20
Product: Mediator complex subunit 20
Exons: 5
Coding region: 372-1016 (214 amino acids)
Biological process (GO): regulation of transcription by RNA polymerase II
Cellular component (GO): mediator complex
Molecular function (GO): transcription coactivator activity
Source: RefSeq, a predicted model, not a curated record
AUCAUACCGUAUCCGUAAUCCGUAUACAGAAAAUAUUAAAUAAUCAAACGGACAACAGUAGAAAGUAGAACCAAAGAAUUGAAGAAGUAGUUUUCUACUGUGUUCUCUGGGAUAACGGAUAGCCAUUAAAAUUUGAAAUUGUUUGGUGUUCACUGUUUACUGUAAAGUGACAACAUUUUAUUGCAAACUAAUGCCGAAUAACUUCCAAGUAGUAAUAAGUAAUAGUUGGUACCAAAAAUACCCAAUUAGAAUUUUUGAUUUAGUUUGGUUAUACCAAUUAAUAUUAGUAUUUUAAAUGUGUUGUUGUAAUGUUGUAACAUAUUUUAAUAUAUUUUUUUAACAUUCAACGUUUAUAUUUUUCAAUUCUUAAAAUGGGCGUUACAAUUAUACAACAGUUUCCGAUGAAAGAAAAUCGUACAGGUGCUCAGAUAAUUGAAUUUCUUACAAAAAGAGUAAAUGCACUUGGUGCCAAACAAUGUGGUACAUUUCUUGUUGACUGUGAGACAUACGCAUCUAUACCUCAAUUAGGUGCCCAACGAACAUUACAUGUAUUUCAUAAUUCAGAACAGCCAGCAUCAGUGUUUGCAAUCCUUGAUAAUGGUACUGGAAAAACUGUGCCUGUUGUAGCAGAUGCAUUAUUUGAUUUGCUCUUGUUGAAAAUGUCGUCUGUGUAUACCUCUAAAAAAUCCAAAGUUGAGAUUAGAGGUCCAAGAUUUGAGCUAAACGAUUUUGUUAUUAAAAUUGGUGCAAUAAAUAUUAAUCACAAUGUUAAAGGCAUUAUUGUGGAGGCAGAAUAUCGGCCUUGUGUUGUAUUUGGCUUAUGUUGGGAUAUGUUACGAGAAUUUCUUCAAGGAUUUUUAGGAUCUUGUGUAUCAAAUAUCCCACCACAUUAUUUUCAAAACCGUAUGAAUGAUAUUUUUCAACCACUGGACACCAUUCAACAGUACUUAGAUCAUAUAACUAUUUAUAGAAAAGCCACUGGAAUCUUACAACAGUAUAAUACCAAUACCACUUAAAUAUAUAUAGGUAUAUACAUAUACACUAAUGGGAUAAUUUUUUUUUGUGUUCACAAAAGCCAACAUUUUUUAAAUAUAUUUUUA